UCUCUCUCUCUCUCUCUUUCUCUCUCUCUCUCUCUCUCUCUGUCUUGCUCUCUCGCUCUCUUUGUCUAGCCGUUAUUGUUUUAGUAAAGAUGAGCAGGCAGGUGAACUCCGGAGGCCGGGGAGAUUUCUGGAUGUGACCCUUGCAUGCUGACCGAAGUCAGUAUGUCCAGCUGUGACUGGGUAUGCCUUAUGCAGCUGCUGGUAUACGUGCCGGUUUUGGUCCUGGGUAUUCCUCUGAACCUGGCGGCUCUGUGGAAGCUGCUGAGCAUCCGGCGAUGGCGCGAGUCCACAGUUUACCUUCUGAACCUCAUCAUCAACGACACGCUCCUGCUUCUGUCACUCCCCUUCAAAAUCCACGCCUACAACCGAAACUGGCACCUGGGCCGCCCGUUCUGCUCCCUGCUGGAGAGUCUGGUGUACGUCAACGUUUACGGAAGCAUCCUGCUGAGCGUGUGUAUCGCCGGUGACCGCUUCGUGGCUCUACGCUUCCCAUUUGCAGCACGGCGCCUGCGCUCUCCGCUGAAGUCUGCUCUGAUCUGUUUGGUGAUCUGGAUGUUGGUGUUCUCCUGCAGUUACCCAGUCUACAGCCUUAAUCAUGACAACACAUCCUCCUCCUUCUGCUUCCAGAACUUCUCCAACCGCACCUGGGAGAACCGCUGGAUUGUGGUGUCCAUGGAGACGGUGUUUUGCUGCAGUACCGUCGUUAUGGUGUUCUGCUCCGUUCAGGUGGUGAGACUCCUGCGCGACCUUCGCAAGCGCAACCCAAACGACCCCAAACUGCGCAACAACAAGAGCGUGAAGAUUGUCCUCAGCAACCUGCUCGCCUUCCUCAUCUGCUUCAUCCCGUACCACAUAGCGGCCCUGCUGUACUUCCACUAUAAGAACAGCAGGCCGGGGUCAGUCUUCAUACGUCAACUGCGAUAUUUCGUCCACAGCAGCCUGUGUGUGGGCAGCGUGAACUGCCUGGCGGACGGAGCCUGCUACUACUACAUCCUGAAGGAGAACCUGCACACGGCGAAGCUGGAGCGCAGAGCCACCCUGCAAUCCACACAUAUAAGACAUAAAAACGUACAGUCACACAAUCAGAGCACAGAGAUGGUCCGAGAGGAGUCUGAGGAGAGUAGAGACCCUCAAAGGUUAAAGAACGGAUCUUCUAAUGGCUCUUUCAGAGGGAAGAACUGAUGGAUUUGAAAGGAAAGAAAGAGCUAAAGCUACUGAUACAAAUGAUUAUAUAUAAGACUGUCUUGUGUGUCUAAUUAGGAAAAAGACUGCAAAUCAAAUCGGCAGAGGCCUCAAAGCGAGGACCACAGCUGCUCACUGACCCUCUGACAGUUUAAAUGGAUUUUACUGCAGUUUUGACAGCGUUCAGUCAAGCUUAGCAGACUAGCCAGGAGCGCCCGGCUCUCCUACUCUUCCCUUUGUAAUUGAGGAUCACGAUGUGAGGAUAUUUCUGCAUGGACACAACAGCAAGACAGCAGCUGACCCUGAUUCAGUUUCUAUGGCAACUCUGAAUGGUGCUCAUAAGCGCGGCCUUGUACAGCCUGUUUUAAGCCUGUUCUCCUGAAACCAGCCACCGCGUUCCUUUCUGUGAAUAUGCAAACCUCAGAAUGCAUAACACGCAAACAUCCAUCCGAAGCUGCCGCUCUGGAUCUGCAGUCUGCAUUUAGCUAUUAACAGAUCAGUUACUGCUGUGUCUCUCAACCAUCUCUCUGUUCUGAAGCCUGUGGGGUCUUGCCUAAUAAUAAUAAUUAUAAUAUUAAUAAUAAUAAUAAUUUUUAUUUACACAGCACUUUUUAUGCUGGUGGCAGUUCAAACAGGUGUUACAGCUUAACAGUAAUACAAGAAACGAUGAGUAUUUAUAUAAAAUCAUAUAAGUCAAUAACACAGAUCAGAUUUAAAGAGAAACAGCCGUAGAGUUUUACUGAUAAGGCGGGAUUCCCGCUGGCUGUAUGCCAUCCUUGGACCACCCAGAUUACUGUUCUGCAUAAAGAGGCUAUCUAGCUUUUAAUCUCCUCAAACCGAUUUUAAAUGUACAGAGACUUUUAUUUUGUAAAAUAAACUAUUACAACCAAGAGAAAAAUAAUGACUAGGCCUGAAAUGAACUAAUUUAGUUGAAGACGCUGUGGUAGAUCAGUCACAGCUGGGUAACUGGCUUUAUUUAUGAUAUUACUGUUAAAAUGAUUGAAUUCUCUAAUUUAUAAACGAUUGCAAAGGAAAGAAAUGAAGGGAAAAUGAUUGAAUUGGACUGUGAGUAGAAAGCAAGCACUGAAAAGUGGCGUUAAUGCAGUUUAAGCACCAGUGGACCGCCCGCCGUGGGCUUACAGUCUAGGUCAGGGUUCUGUGUGUCUGUUCUGUUACACACAGAUGGCAGCGGCUCCCAGUGAUGUGGUGAAAACGUGAGUUUCUCUAGUGUUUGAUCAGAGCUGCUCCAGGAACUUCGCGCUGAGGGUAAACAGCCGCUGGGCUCCUUUCUUGGAACGACUGUUUCCUCUUCUCUGAAAAGGGAUGACAGGCUGAGCAGUGUCGCAAUGAAAGCCCACCAAAGGGUCUUCACCCUCGCCAUUUAUAAACGUGCGUGAAAAGAGGACGUUAAAUAAUGAGUCACUGGACUGUACAGAAUCCUCACAGACCAUCGGUCAACAAUGACGCAGAGCAUUGUUCUGCCUCAGAAAUGACCGUCUGUGAUUUGCCUUUAAAUCUGAGCUCUCAGCGUGAAGUUCAGUGAAAAGACUCGAAUGCAUAAACAUGAGAACAUAUGGGUUCUUAUGAGAUGUGUCCGAAGUUCAGCCCUGGGGCCACAUGUGGCCUGUAAACAGAUUCUAGCCUGGCUUCUGUUUUAGAGUGUGUUAUGAGUGUCCGCUGCAGUUCCUCCUCUCGCCUGACGGGGGCAGCAGUGCUGUAAGAUCACAGUGUAAAGCUGCACUGCGAUAACGAAGUAGCUAAAGUUUACGAGCCUUUCUUCUCAGACUGACCUGCAGCUUCAUUUACUGACCACAUUCAGUCCAGACUGAGCCGUAAAGCUCAGACCAACUCCGAGAGCCGCGGAUUAUGAGCCUCAUGUUUCAAAAGACUGUAACAGAUUUAAAACCCACAGACAUGAAGCAGCAGAACAUCACAGUAAAUAUUCAGGAGAGAAACUAAAGCGGCUGCAGCUCCGAGUCUCACAGCUCCGACUUCAUAUCAGAGCAGGAAACAUCAACCCUUUAAGGAGGAACAAUAACGGCUGAUUAUGUUUAAUCUGAUCUCCUUUAAUACAGUCAUUUCUCAAUGAUUUAAGACUUUGGUUUAGAUUGUUUUACAAGUGCAAUUUGUUUAUAAGUAAACGCUUGAAUAGGAACAUAAUUAAUACAUUGGGAAAGAUUUAUUGAUUAAUUGACGUGCUCACUGAUCCGAUCAACAGUAACAGGAGCCUCGAGCACUUUUAUACCGUGAUAGGAAACUAGGAAUAAUAGGAAUUAUAUUUCAGCCCACGUGAUUCGAUCUGAACCUCUCUGAAGAAAGUUUGGGCACCCCGGUAUAUAUUGAUAUUAAUAUUGGACUCCAACGAGCGUUAUCCAGCUAGUAUUGAUUAUCACAGGCUUUAUAACAAGUUCUGAAAAUGAAUUAUUAAUGUUAUUACUAUACUAAUUAAUAACUGUUCAGUGACUGUCUCUGUCAUUUACCCUGUAUUUACUCAGGGACUGAGCUGCGGACCUCUAGAUGAAUAGUGAAUAAGUGCAGCCAUUGUAAUGUUCCAUUUUUGGGACAGCGCCCUCUGCUGGCUCUGAGUGCAACUCACCCCUCACCCUGUUCUGCUUACCGUGAAGUGAAUAUUCUCCUCCGGUCAUCAGUACCUGAUGGUCAGUGGAAGAGUGAAUGGACUUGUGUCUACACUGCUUGUUGUAUGAUUUGUGUUUCUACUGGAUUUUGUAUUAGAAAUAUUUCCUUGUUUAUGUUUGAAUCAGGAAAAUCUCAGAAGCUGUUAUGUUAUGGCAAUAAAUAUUGAUUUAUCUGUGA
Pygocentrus nattereri (red-bellied piranha) is the source of this 3996-nucleotide messenger RNA. RefSeq names its product G protein-coupled receptor 55a (gene gpr55a). The coding region runs from base 145 to 1182 and encodes 345 amino acids. The record is from RefSeq and is a predicted model, not a curated record. Gene Ontology annotation, molecular function: G protein-coupled receptor activity. The transcript has 2 exons. Gene Ontology annotation, cellular component: membrane. NCBI's taxonomy places the organism in Eukaryota, Metazoa, Chordata, Actinopteri, Characiformes, Serrasalmidae. Gene Ontology annotation, biological process: positive regulation of Rho protein signal transduction; phospholipase C-activating G protein-coupled receptor signaling pathway.